Molecule: messenger RNA, 2284 nt
Organism: Sardina pilchardus (European sardine)
Lineage: Eukaryota; Metazoa; Chordata; Actinopteri; Clupeiformes; Clupeidae
Gene: cdc6
Product: cell division cycle 6 homolog (S. cerevisiae)
Exons: 11
Coding region: 109-1878 (589 amino acids)
Biological process (GO): cell division; DNA replication initiation; mitotic DNA replication checkpoint signaling
Cellular component (GO): nucleus
Molecular function (GO): DNA replication origin binding; ATP hydrolysis activity; ATP binding
Source: RefSeq, a predicted model, not a curated record
UGGCGGCACUUCCUCAGUUCGAUUUGUAACACACAAGACUCGAUACAACAUUGUGAGGAGAGGACUACAUUUUUGACUUACAGUUUUGUCGUGCAGCCCAGAGCAAAGAUGCCCAGCACACGCUCUCAGAGUCAGCCAACCCUGCAGUUCCCCCGCCGCAAGUCCUCCAGGGUUGUCUCCCGCUCCAAGACCACCGCCGAGCCCGAGUCUGAGGUUCCCCCUGCAGCAGCAGCAGCAGCAGCCGUCCCGGCCCAGAAUACCCCCCUCUCCCCCAGGCAUGCUGCCCUGAAGAGUGCCCCUCUGUCCCCAAGACUACCCCUCAGCCCACGGAAACGCAUGGGUGAUGAGAAUGGGUGCAACACCCCUCUGUCUCUGCUGGGCUCUCCCCCAAAACAGAGCCGAGUUGCCCUGACGUCCCCCCACAAAUCGGUGCUGUCCCCCCACAAAUCUGUGCUCUCCCCCCACAAACUGGCACUCUCCCCCUACAAGACGAAGACGGGCUCCCCCCGUAAGCUUUCCUUCGACGAGAACACCCCAGUCUUCUCUUCGCCGCCUCGCUCCAAACAGACGGACUUCCCCCUCUCCCCCCGCCCCUGCCCGUCGCCUAAGCGCCAGGAGACCCCCUGCAAGAGCCCUCGUGUCCAGCCCGCGGGGAAGCCCGUGAGCACCCGCCUCUUCCCCGAACAGAAGUCCCAGUAUCAGAGCGUGAAGCAGGCGCUCCACACGGCCGUGCCCGAGCGGCUGCUGUCCCGCGAGGCCGAGCGCGGCGCCAUCGUCUCCUUCCUGGAGUCCAACGUGGUGCCCGGGCGCCCGUCCAGCCUCUACAUCUCCGGCGCCCCCGGCACGGGCAAGACGGCCUGCCUCAACUGCGUGCUCCAGGAGCGAGAGGAUCUGCUGGUGGGCGUGCAGAAGGUGGUGAUCAACUGCAUGACGCUGCGCAGCUCCCACUCCAUCUUCCCGCUGCUGGCCGAGCGGCUGGGCUCCGCGCGGGGGCACAGCGAGGCCCGUCUGGAGAAGCUCCUGACCAGCGCCGGACCCACUGUCCUAUUGGUCCUGGAUGAGAUGGACCAGCUGGACAGCAAGAGCCAGGAUGUUCUCUACACCAUCUUUGAGUGGCCCUACCUGCCCAAAUCGCGCCUGUGCCUCAUCGGCAUUGCCAACGCGCUGGACCUGACGGACCGCAUCCUGCCGCGGCUCCAGGCCAAGCCGCACUGCCGGCCGCAGCUGCUGCACUUCCCUCCUUACAGCAGGCAGGAGCUCACCGCCAUCGUGCAGGACCGCCUCGCACAGGCGGGUGGCGAUGGCGUCCUAGACGCGUCAGCUGUUCAGUUCUGCGCCAGAAAGGUGUCUGCUGUGUCGGGAGAUGCGCGGAAAGCCCUGGACAUCUGCAGGAGAGCGGUUGAGAUGGUGGAGUCUGUCGAGCGCUCGAAGAAGUCUUCGGACUCGAGCGCCGGCGCUGCCAGAGGCGGGCGCGUGAGCGUGCCCCAGGUGGCGCGCGUGCUGUCGGAGGUGUACGGCGACCGCAUGGGCAGCGGCGGGGGCGGCGCGGCGGACGGAGAGAGCUUCCCCCUGCAGCAGAAACUCCUCGUCUGCUGCCUGCUGCUGCUCACGCGCAACGGCAAGAGCCGCGAGGUCCCCCUCGGCAAGCUGUCGGAGGCGUACGCCAGGCUGUGUGCCCAGAGGCAGGUGGGGGGGGUGGGGCAGGGCGAGUGCCUGUCCCUCUGCAGCCUGCUGGAGAGCCGCGGCAUCUUCGCCCUCAAGAAGGCCAAGGAGGCCCGCCUCACCAAGGUGUCUCUGAAGAUUGAGGAGAAGGAUGUGGAAAAUGCUCUGAAAGACCGAGCUCUCCUGGGCAGCAUCCUGAUGGCAGGUCUGCCCUGAACACGCCUGAACGCACCCCUUACUCCACUGAAUGAGAUUCUCAAUCACAUAUUUAUAUUUGUACAAUGUACAUUUUUGUAAAUCCCCUCUUUUUUUUUGCACAUUUUUAUUUGUAUAUAUGAUUGUUUGGUCAGAUGACCCACAAGCAGUUGCUGCUAUAGACCCAUCGUAAAUACAUAGCAUAUGGGUCAGGUAUUUUAAGACGUGUCCUUUGAGGGUAUCAUCUGAGAUUUAUUUUAUUUUUUAAUUGUCUACUUACUUUUAUUAUAGAGCAUUUCUAAGAAAUUUGAAUCUCAAAAGGUUUUGCUUUUGUGUUUUUGACAAACUUAUAUAGGUUUGAAUCAAAUGCUUGUCAGGUCAGAACAUUAUUGUUUAUUUUUUUUUUAAACUUAUUUUAUUUUUAAAG